UACAUAACGUCAUACAUACGUACGGUCAGUACGACGUUGGAACGCAAACAUAACACUUUUCUUUUGUGCAGUUUUGCAGUUUUCACUUACGUAUAUUAUUAUUUACAUAUAUUGUCAGUAUGGAUUUGACACAAGCGAUGGAAAUUUAUAAAAGAAAACGUAUUAUUUUUGCGUACCUUGUGUACAAAAAAUAUGUUUUAAAAAAUAAAAGGCGUUAUUGGGUACACCCAUUUACUAAUUUAAGACUUACGAAAGGUUUAUUUUAUACGUAUUUUGAAAACUUACGAGAAAGGCCGGAUAAAUUUUUUAAUUACUUUCGAAUGAGUAUAAAAACUUUUGACGAGCUUGCCGUUAAAAUUUCGAUGAAGAUUAAGUCAACAGAUACACAUUUGAGAUUGUCUAUACCUCCACUGGAAAUGUUAGCUGUUACUCUGAGGUAUUUGGAUAGUGGAUGUGAUCAGAUUGAUCUACAUCUGACAUACAGGAUUGGUCAUACAACAAUUGGGAAGAUAUUGAGGAAAGUCUGUAAUGCUAUUUGGGAAGUCUUACAUGAAGAGUGCUUUCCCGAGUUGACAACGAACCGAUAGAAAAAAAUAUCUAAAGAUUUUCAAAAAUACAGUCAAUACCCUAAUUGUCUCUGGGCGAUAGAUGGGAAACAUGUGCGGAUCAGAAAACCAAAAAUGAGUGGUUCUCUGUUUCAUAAUUAUAAGAAUUUUUUUUCAAAUUGUGCUACUAGCAAUUGUUGAUGCGAAUUAUAAAUUUAUAUAUAUUGAUGUUGGUUCUUUUGGGGAGUCAGAUAGUACUAUUUUUGAAAGAACUCCUUUCUAUAAAAAACUUAAGAAUAAUGAAUUAAACAUUCCUAAGAGUCAGCCUCUUCCAGGUACAAUUGGUCCAAAUAUGCCAUACACAUUUAUUGGCGAUGAGGCAUUUUCUCUAUCACCAGAUAUAAUGAGACCUUACAGUGGUUAAGUUUUAUCAGACACAAAACGAAUAUUCAACUAUAGAUUAUCCUGAGCGCGGAGAAACGUUGAAUGUGCUUUUGGAAUACUUUCAAAUAAAUGGAAAAUUUUUAACAAACCUAUCAAUGGAAAUUUGGAUUUAUCUAUACUUGUGGUGAAGACUUGCUGUGCCCUCCAUAGUUUUAUAAGGACUAGAGAUGGAUUUAACGUCGAAGAUGUAAUGACUAUAGAAGGACUCAUUGAAAUCCAACAAGAUCUCUCAAGACCACCCAACCAAUCAAUUCAAAUAAGAAACAAGUUGGCAGAUUAUUUUGUGUCUGAUGUGGGUAGCGUUCCAUGACAAACAAAUUAUAUUUAAGUAAUAUUACGUUAUUAUUAUGUUUAAUUAUUAUUAAUAUUUUUUUUAAA
Molecule: messenger RNA, 1367 nt
Organism: Sipha flava (yellow sugarcane aphid)
Lineage: Eukaryota; Metazoa; Arthropoda; Insecta; Hemiptera; Aphididae
Exons: 2
Coding region: 120-587 (155 amino acids)
Source: RefSeq, a predicted model, not a curated record